Molecule: messenger RNA, 2109 nt
Organism: Melanotaenia boesemani (Boeseman's rainbowfish)
Lineage: Eukaryota; Metazoa; Chordata; Actinopteri; Atheriniformes; Melanotaeniidae
Gene: pyroxd2
Product: pyridine nucleotide-disulphide oxidoreductase domain 2
Exons: 16
Coding region: 21-1757 (578 amino acids)
Molecular function (GO): oxidoreductase activity
Source: RefSeq, a predicted model, not a curated record
AUUUGCCUCCAAGUGCUGCCAUGGCUGCAGCGGUGUGGGCUGAUCGAGGACGCAGGGCUGCGAGACUGGCGGGGACAAUUAGCGGAUCUAGAUCAAAUCACACCGCAUUAAAGUCCCGUUAUGACGCGCUGGUCAUCGGUGGAGGACACAAUGGAUUGGUGGCAGCUGCCUAUCUUCAGAUGGGAGGAGUGAAGACAGCUGUGUUGGAGCGCCGACAUGUGCUAGGAGGAGCAGCCGUUUCAGAGGAGAUCUUCCCUGGUUUUCGCUUCUCCAGGUGCUCUUACUUGCUCAGUUUGUUACGACCACAGAUAUGCAAGGACCUGGAGCUCAAGAAACAUGGGCUGAAAGUGUACAUGAGAGACCCCCAUGCUUUUACCCCCAUGCUGGAGGAGGGGAUAAAAGGUGCUCCACCAAGAUCCCUCAUCCUCGGCUCAGAUCUGGUGAAGAACCAGAAUGAGAUUGGCAAGUUCUCACAGAAGGAUGCUAAGGCUUAUCCAGAAUUCACUACACACCUUGAGAAGCUGGCAAGUGCCAUUCACCCGUUACUGGACACUCCCCCUGCAAAUAUACCAGGUGUUACAGCUGGACCACUGAGGAAGCGGCUGGCUGCAGCUAAAACACUGAUGCCUCUCGUCAAAUGUGGUCUGAAACUUGGCAGAAAUUUCCCAGACUUUUAUGAGAUUUUAACUGCGCCAAUAAUGAAGAUUCUCACUAGGUGGUUUGAAUCGGAGCCCCUGAGAGCAACACUGGCUACCGAUGGUGUGAUAGGAGCCAUGACCAGCCCUAGUAAUCCCGGUAGUGGGUAUGUACUUUUGCACCAUGUGAUGGGAGAGCUUGAGAAAGAGAAGGGAGCAUGGGGUUAUGUGGAGGGAGGCAUGGGAGGUGUGUCUCAGGCUAUUGCUAAAGCUGCUCAGUCCUAUGGUGUUGACAUUUUUACUGAGAAGGAUGUAGGACAGAUCCUUGUUGGUUCAGAUGGUGUCGCUAAGGGGGUGGUGCUCAAAGAUGGCACAGAGAUCCACAGUAAAGUUGUUUUAUCAAAUGCUACCCCAUACAUCACUUUCAAGAACCUCACACCACAGGCUGCCCUUUCUCCAGAGUUCAUCAAAGCUGUAGAUCAGAUAGAUUACACCUCACCUGUUACUAAGAUCAACGUGGCAGUAGACAAGCUACCCAUCUUCCUAGCAUCUCCCACACCAGAUGAUAAACCAGGACCCCACCAUCAGUGCUCAAUCCAUCUCAACUGUGAAAGUGUGGACAUUUUAGAGGCUGCAUACAACGAUGCCAGGAAUGAACGGCCCUCAACCAGACCCAUGCUGGAGAUGACCAUCCCAUCAGUGUUAGAUCCCACUCUGGCUCCCUCUGGCUGUCAUGUGGUGUCACUGUUCACCCAGUUCACGCCCUACCGCAUAGAGGGCAGAGAGUGGACCAAACAGGACAAAGAGGCCUUCGCAGACACUGCAUUUGACUGGGUGGAGCAAUAUGCACCUGGGUUUAAAAAGUCCGUGGUGGGGAGAGACAUCCUGUGUCCACCAGACCUGGAGAGGAUCUUUGGACUCACUGGCGGGAAUAUCUUCCAUGGAUCAAUGUCUCUGGAUCAACUCUACUUAGCACGACCUUUGCCCUAUUUCUCAAACUACCGUUCACCAGUUAAAGGGCUCUAUUUGUGUGGCAGUGGGUGUCACCCAGGUGGUGGUGUGAUGGGUUCUGCUGGCUGGAACGCAGCACUUGCUGUCAUUGCUGACCUGAAACGUCGCUGAGACACAUGACAGCAUCAGAGGUUCACUCAGUGAAGCUUCAUGAUACCUAUUAUGUGUGAUUUCAACCAAUCUGAAAAAUACAUUUCAGUGCACAUUUCAGUGUACUUUAAGAUGUCUUUUUGAUUAGUCUCUUUACGGUGAUAUGAUGUUUGAUAGUUUGAUUUAUUAGUCCAUGUAAUAUGGAUGAGAGAGAAAAAAACAAUAAAAAAAGAGAUGCUAAAUAAGACAGGCUAUCCCUCGAAAACUCUGUGAUUGGAGGUUAAUCUAAACGAGCCAGGAAAAAUAUAGAAUAGGUGUGUUUUAUGUUGCAUUUAUUCCACAAGUAGUUUAAUAAAAGAGUUUUUUUACCUGA